This is a messenger RNA of Lucilia sericata (common green bottle fly), 616 nucleotides long. RefSeq names its product lectin subunit alpha-like. The transcript has 3 exons. NCBI's taxonomy places the organism in Eukaryota, Metazoa, Arthropoda, Insecta, Diptera, Calliphoridae. The coding region runs from base 52 to 579 and encodes 175 amino acids. The record is from RefSeq and is a predicted model, not a curated record. Gene Ontology annotation, molecular function: carbohydrate binding. Gene Ontology annotation, cellular component: external side of plasma membrane. Gene Ontology annotation, biological process: biological process involved in interspecies interaction between organisms.
GAAUCUUGAAAAAUUUAGUUAUUAUCAAUUGUACUCUCUAUAUUAAAAGUUAUGGAAUUAUUAAAACGUAUAGUAUUUUUAGCAAUUAUUAUAGAAAUUGCAAGUGGUAUACCGGUGGAUAAAUGGCAUAAAUCGGAUGAUUUGCCAACAUUUUUUAUAAAUACGGAAAAUAAAUAUAACUGGCAUGAAGCUUGGAAUGAAUGUGCCUCGAGAAAUAUGUCUUUAGUGGCCGUUGAUACUAUUGAGAAACACCGAGCCUUAGAUGCUUUACUAAGAAAACAUUUUGCAAAACCUCCCAAUCUAUGGAUAGGUGGUAAUGAUUUAGGCGAAAAUGGUAAUUACAUAUGGUCCUCGACGGGCAAACAAUUCGAUUUCAGCAAUUGGAGUAAUGGUAAUCCCGAUAAUUACAAAGGCUUAGAGAAUUGUGCUCACAUUUGGGAUCAAACCGAUUUUGAGUGGAAUGAUGGUUCGUGUAAAUCAAAAAUUGGUUAUAUUUGUGAAGAGAAUCGUUUUGAGAUGGCUGCGCGCAAGGAUUUUGCAAUUAAAAAACAUUUAAUAGAUCAAUUAUUUGAAUUGUAAGAAAAGUGUAAAUAUGUAAUAAAAAAUUAAAAUAUUU